AUAAAAAGAAAAAGAAAAAGCCAACUCAAACUUAAACGUUUAUCUAUUCUCUAUCGUAAUCGUAAUAGUAUUGUAUUCUACUAAACUUGUUCUGUAAUCAACUCAAUAUUAUUACCAUCCAAACACACCCUUAAUACCCUUUCUUCUUCAAUCAAAAUCAAAUCCCAAAAUCUCAAUCAAAUCAUUUCAUGGCCAUUUCUGCUCAAGCAUUUCCCCAUCGAAAGCGCCGCCCAUCGGCGGCGGCCUUUGUUUCUCCAAAGCUCUCAGGUAUCAAUCUCCUUCAAUCUCUUCUUCUUCUCACAAAAGAAAUUAGUUCUCUUAAGCCUUUUGAGUUUCUUUUCCGGCGAAAUUCGCUCUCCGUGAUUCGUAAAUCGAAGCUUCUAGCGAUUUUGUUUGAAGAGCUUCUUCGAGCUCCCAUGGCCUAUUAUUCUACCUCUGCUGUUCUUUGUUUCGAAGAAAUGUUUAUUGUUUUGCAGAGGAUUAAGGCUCUGAUUGAGGAUUGUUCUAAUGGAUCGACUAGUAAGAUGUGGUUACUCGUUCAGAAUAAUUCCAUGGCGAACAAUUUUCAUGAAUUGACUUUAGAAUUAUCGACUCUGUUGGAUAUUUUUCCUUUGAAAGAGAUUGAAUUAAGCGAAGAUGUUGAAGAACUUGUUUGUUUGGUGAGAAAACAGUGUUCGGAGACGAAAGCUUUUCUCGAUCCAGAAGAUGAGAUUCUCAGACUCGAGAUCGUAACCAUGCUAGAUCGAAUCAAGAAAGAGAUCGUUCCCGAUCAUUCCAAACUUUCUGAAAUUUUCACGAAUUUAGGAAUUCGAGACUCAUCAAGUUGCAGAGAAGAAAUCGAGUCUCUCCAAGAAGAAGUUCAGAAUCAAAACGACGAUAAAUCAAAAUCAGAACUCGUAGCACUGAUCGGAAUCGUUCGCUACACGAAAUGCGUCUUAUUCGGCGCUUCCACUCCUCAGCCUGAUAUCAUUCGCCGGCAAUCGGCAUCGGAAAUUCCUGUACCGUCAGAUUUCCGGUGUCCGAUAAGUCUCGAUCUGAUGCGGGACCCAGUAGUAGUGGCAACAGGUCAGACGUACGAUCGUGAAUCAAUCAAGCUGUGGAUCGAAUCAGGACACAACACGUGUCCCAAGACAGGUCAGACCCUGGCCCACACGGAGUUAAUCCCCAACUGCGCGUUGAAAAACCUUAUCGCCAUGUGGUGCCGUGAUCAGAAGAUUCCUUUCGAAACGGCUGAGAAUAAAGACAAACCAAAAGGCCUUGCAUUAAUAAACAAGGCGGCUUUGGAAGCCACGAAGAUGACGGCUUCGUUUUUGGUCAACAAAUUAUCUCAAUCCCAAUCGUUUGAGGACGCAAACGGUGUCGUUUACGAGCUUCGAGCACUCGCCAAAACCGACUCCGAAAGCCGAAUCUGCGUAGCCGAAGCGGGAGCCGUACCUUUCUUAGUCCGUUAUUUAUCUCCCGAUAUCGGCUCGGCUCAGCCAAACCUCCAAGUCAACGCCGUUACAGCAAUUCUCAACUUAUCAAUUCUCGAAGAGAACAAGAACCGUAUAAUGGAAACUGAAGGAGCCUUAAACGGCGUCGUUGAGGUUCUUCGCACGGGUGCCACGUGGGAAGCUAAAGGUAAUGCAGCCGCAACGAUAUUCAGUUUAUCGAGUGUGCACGCCCACAGGAAAAGACUCGUGAGGAAGACACGUGUCGUGAAAGGAUUGCUCGAAUUAGCCAAAACGGGUCCGGAGUCAACCAAAAGAGACGCAUUGGCAGCGAUAUUGAAUUUAGCCGGCGAUAGAGAUGGUGUUUUCCGAUUAGUCGAAGCCGGAGUUGUGGAUGUCUCCGUUCAGGCGAUCGACGAGGGUUUAACGGAGGAAGGUGUGACGAUAAUCGAAGUUGUGGUUAAGAGAGGUGGUUUGUUAGCCAUUGCAGCAGCUUACAGUGCUAUAAAGAAACUCGGGUCGGUUUUGAGAAACGGGUCGGAGCGAGCCCGAGAGAGCUCGGCUGCGACUCUGGUUACGAUUUGCCGGAAAGGUGGGGCGGAGAUGGUGGCGGAGCUUGUGGGUGUGGCGGGAAUCGAAAGGGUAAUUUGGGAAGUUAUGGGGACUGGUUCGUCUAGGGGUAGACGGAAGGCUGCGACGUUAUUGAGGAUAUUGAGAAGAUGGGCGGCGGGUUUGGACGGAGAUUUAACGGAGAGUUACGGCGUUAAUAAUGCCACAAAUGCUGCUGCUACUACUACUACUACGACUAUUGUAACAUCGUCAACAACAGUGGCGUUGACCAGUUAAAUUCUUUUGUAUUUUGUAAAAAGUUUUUAUUUUUAUUUUUUUUUUAGAGAUUUAAUUUGUUCUAUAUAUUGAUUAUUUUGUAUAACCCCAUGUAAAAAACUUGUACAUGGAAAAACAUAGUUUCCUCUUCCAUAUUAAAAAAAGAAAAGAAAAGAAAAAAGGUUCCAUUUGUUCUUUCAUUCAAUUUAAAUCAAGCAAAAUAAAUAAAAAUAUUAAGGAAUUGUUUUUCUACA
Messenger RNA from Cannabis sativa, 2509 nucleotides. Its product is annotated as U-box domain-containing protein 16. The transcript has a single exon. Lineage: Eukaryota; Viridiplantae; Streptophyta; Magnoliopsida; Rosales; Cannabaceae. Bases 189 to 2276 code for a protein of 695 amino acids. The record is from RefSeq and is a predicted model, not a curated record. Gene Ontology annotation, molecular function: ubiquitin-protein transferase activity; protein binding. Gene Ontology annotation, biological process: protein ubiquitination. Gene Ontology annotation, cellular component: nucleus; cytoplasm.